Molecule: messenger RNA, 315 nt
Organism: Eutrema salsugineum
Lineage: Eukaryota; Viridiplantae; Streptophyta; Magnoliopsida; Brassicales; Brassicaceae
Exons: 3
Coding region: 1-315 (104 amino acids)
Source: RefSeq, a predicted model, not a curated record
AUGAAUAUUGAUUCUGCUAUUUCUCAGUUAAAUGGACUUGUUUCUUAUUUCCAAAAGUUCAGAGAUACAGGUUUUGAGAGAGCAAAAUCUGAAGCUAUACUAUUAGCUGAGUCUAUGGACAUUGAAGCUGUAUUCCAAGAAAACUUUAGAAUUUCUUACUUCAUUCAACUCAUGGACCAAGCUUUAUAUUCUCUUCGUCAAGCAAGGUUUGAACAAUUUCAGAAGUAUGGUUGCCUCUACAGAAAGGAGCUUUUCAAAGUUGAAAUUGAUAAAGUCGUUCCUCCGAUCAACUAUGUCACAAGAUAUGUUGAAUGA